Molecule: messenger RNA, 561 nt
Organism: Mesocestoides corti
Lineage: Eukaryota; Metazoa; Platyhelminthes; Cestoda; Cyclophyllidea; Mesocestoididae
Source: the annotation of a GenBank genome assembly
AUGCGCAGCCGGUCGUACCAACCCUGCGAUUUGCUUAUUGGCUACCAGCGGGCCUAUGAGGAGAUGGCCCGAAUCGUCGUUCAGCGAUAUCCCACUUUGCAAAUCGAAGGAACGACAUAUCCUCCUCCUCAAUGGCGUUUAAUCCUAGCCAAAAUAGUCACCAUGCUAAAGUAUUUACUGUUAGUAGUAGUUAUUACUGGCACUAAUCCCUUCCCAUAUCUUGGCGUCGAAACCCCAGGCUUCAUAACGUACGCAAAUGAAAACAAAGUUUCCUUUUGUCUUAUGUGCUUUUUUAUCGGUGGCCUUAUCGAAAGCCAGUUACUCUCGACGGGCGCUUUUGAAAUUACGUUGAACGGUAUGCUUCUUUCCGUUGUCGACUCAAAAACAACUUAUUUUAUAGAUAUCCCCAUCUGGUCCAAGCUGCAAUCUAAUCGAGUGCCUCAACCGCAGGAACUCUUGUCGAUUAUCGGCUCCCACAUGCAGUUCCCCGCACCCGGGACUGCUGCCGCCGCCGCUCCCUCAUCGAUGUCUUUCAGCAAUAACCCUACGCCAAGAUCCUAA